GCUCCUUUUUGUUUGAUCGUCGGGAACGAGAGGACUCCAGGAAAUCGAGGAUGCGGCUCGCACUGGUAUUGCUGGGAUCCCUUUUCGUCGUCUCUACCAUUGGAGAUCCGAUAAGAACGAAGAAAGAGGCACCGCUUAGUCCACAGUACGGGCCACCUGCCACUUCUUACGGAGUACCGAACGGAGGUCCUUCCGAUUCGUACGGAGCACCACCACCACCACCACCCUCGUCGUCUUAUGGUGCUCCAUCGUCUUCUUACGGUGCUCCGUCGUCUUCUUAUGGUGCUCCUUCGUCGUCCUAUGGAGCGCCUUCCGGAAGUGGCGGUGAUCACGGAUCCUUCGGUGGAGAUUCUUACAAUGGAGGAGGCGGUCAUGGCUCCUUUGGCGGAGGAUCUUUCGAUAGUGGUUUCGGAGGUGAUCAUGGCUCGUUAGGCGAUGACCACGGAUCGUCGUACAACGGUGGUGGCGGUGGAGGCUAUGGGGGUGGCGAUUUUCAUCACGGAAGUGGUGGCGGUGGCGGCGGUGGGGGUGGCGAUUUUCAUCACGGAGGUGGUGGUGGUGGCUUUGGGGGUGGCGGCGGUUAUGGAGGUGGCGAUUCUCACCAUAGCGGCGGCGGCGGCGACGGAGGCUUUGGGGGUGGCGAUUUUCACCACGGUGGUGGCGGUGGCGGCGGCGGUGGUGGCGGCGGCUAUGGGGGUGGCGAUUCUCAUCACGGAGGCGGUGGAAAUGGAGGUUUCGAUUCGUUUGGUGGAGGACAUCACGGAGGAGGAGGCGGAGGAUCCGCGCUUGGUCCUAUUUAUGGUCCUCCAGCACCUUCCUACGGUCCCCCGGCACCUUCCUACGGUCCCCCAGCACCUUCCUAUGGUCCCCCUGCACCGUCUUAUGGUCCACCUGCGCAUGAUCAACCUAAAGGAGUUUGGAAAAAAAAGCUCACUUGGAAAGCCGAAUGGAAGCAGAUUUGGAAAACAGAAUCGAAAUUGACGUGGAAGCAAGAAUGGAAAAAGGUUCAGGUACCAAUUUGGAAAGAAGUGCAAGUACCAGAAUGGAAAGAAAUUCAAGUACCAGCUUGGAAAAAGGUACAAAAGCCUGUUUGGAAGGAAAUCCAAGUACCUAUUUGGAAGGAGGUCCAGGUACCAGCUUGGAAAAAAGUUUGGAAGCCUAUUUGGAAGGAAAUUCAAGUACCAAUUUGGAAGGAGGUUCAAGUACCAGAUUGGAAGAAAAUUUGGGUACCAGAGUGGGUAAAGAUUGGUAUUCCUGGCGAACAAUACGUUGGUAAGGAUCAACACGGUUGGCAGUAUACCAGUCAUGAUCUCUGGAAAAAGAAACUUAUUUGGAAGCCGGUCUGGAAGAAAAUUUGGAGAACGGAGAAGAAGCAAGCUUGGGCUACGGACAAGAAGCUUGAAUGGAAAGCUGAAUGGAAGCAAAUUUGGAAGACCGAAAAGAAACAAGUUUGGGUAACGGAUAAGAAACUUGUAUGGAAGGAAGAGUCCGUACAAGUUUGGAUACCUAAAAAACAACAGAUUUGGGUCACGCAAAAGAAGCAGGUGUGGAAGGAUGAAUGGAAAAGCAAAUGGGUACCAGUUUGGAAGGAUGUACAGGUACCAGCCUGGAAGAAGGUUUGGAAGCCCGUUUGGGAGAAAGUUUGGGUACAAAUAGAAUCCCAUCAUGACGAAGGCCAUCAUGGCUAUAAAUAAUAUAUAACUUUAGCAUAGUUUCUUGAAGAUCUAAGUAUAAGUUACUUGGUAGAGAGUUUCCUUCAAAUUCGUAGAACGCGUUUGAAGUAUAAAUCUAUUACUUUAGGUUCGACGGUUGAUAAUCCUUUGAAAUUGUCCUAUCGAGUGGAAUAGAAAGUAUUGUGUUACAGCCAUCGUAUGAAAGUAAGGAGGACAAAGAAUAUUUUGGGCUCGUAUUAUUGCGAUUUCAUUAUUUUGUAGGUACCGAAAUAAUCACAAGUCCCUACCCCUUGUAAAUAAGAAGAUUAGAAGAUUGCACGCGCAUCGAUACUUUUUGUACGUUUUGCAUCUACUUUCAUGUAAUAAAUAUACUUUUCUAACACGUGUGCUCAAUUGAUUGAAAUCCCCAAUCGAUCGAUUUGAAUAUAAAGGAAUAAAGAGAAAUGAAAUGAAUCGAUUGAACUUUGUAACAUAAUUGGUAGUCGCUUUUGAAUUUGUUCGAUGAAAGUAUAGUUUUCUAGAUGACGGUAAAGGAUUACCAAGAGAAGAGAAGAUGCUUUCUAAGGAUAUCGUGGGAUAGGGAAGAGGAGCAUAUAUGUAGAUGUUAAAGUUGGCAGGGUCGCGAGACGAACUCACGACCUUUACUUUCUCCAUGAUCGUAUUUGAACGAGUGUGGGAUGAUUAAGGAAGAAAAAAUCUAACGGGAGAGAACGGGCAAGUCGGUGGGAGAACGGAAGUAGCACACAACCGGUUCAUCUUCUUAAUCUUCUUUCGAGUUGCGAUGAAUCAACGAACGCAAACAUAAUAUUUGUUUGCGUAAACGCACCGAAGAAAGUGGACGGCGCUUUCAA
Molecule: messenger RNA, 2524 nt
Organism: Polistes dominula (European paper wasp)
Lineage: Eukaryota; Metazoa; Arthropoda; Insecta; Hymenoptera; Vespidae
Source: RefSeq, a predicted model, not a curated record